Molecule: messenger RNA, 1595 nt
Organism: Klebsormidium nitens
Lineage: Eukaryota; Viridiplantae; Streptophyta; Klebsormidiophyceae; Klebsormidiales; Klebsormidiaceae
Source: the annotation of a GenBank genome assembly
UCGAGGUUUGAGGCAAAAGCACGAAGAAGGAAGGGAGCACAGCGAGGAAAGGAGACGCCAUUCAGUAGCACAUUGCCGCACAAGAGAGCCAGGCUUGCAUCUUCUUCAUCCAAGCGUUGAAACCCUAUCUUGACUUCUGGUAAACCUCAGAAGCGUUGCCGCGUCCCUUUGCAGCGUCGGCACAAGCCGGAAUGGCCACGUAUGCGCGGGCCUCCGUUGGACCCGACAUUGUGGCGCAGUCCGCCCAAGUCGUCCAGUCUAGUUCUCUCCGCCAACAACCCCAUGGGAAGCUUGUCAGAUGCGUCCCCCCGUCUUGUCAACGCCUUGGUCUGCCUGGAAGUAUGGUAGGCAAGGGCAAGGCGUGUUAUCAAGGUCCGCAGGCGCGGUUGUCUGCUCCAGAGGCCGGGCCCAGUGUCCCUAUGGUUCCCCCCCCAGUAGAGUGGAUCUUCAAUGAGACUGCACAGAGGGCCCUCCGAUUGGUGCCUGACGAGGAGCAGGAAGAAGAUCGGGGGGGUCAAGAGGCGCGAGGGGCGGAGGGGUGUAGCACGAGCGAACAUCUGGAAGGGGACGGCGGAUGGAAGCAGCAAGGGUCAAGGCUUGGCAGGAUAGGGGGCCCGUCAUUCUUGGCUAGUACGUUGCAGUCGAGCUCUCCGCCGAAGCAGCGUCAGGAGAGCAACGAGAGGGACCAGUUCUAUGUGAAUGUUGGGGAUGCAAUUAGGACGCUGAGGGAAGAGCUUCCGGGGCUGUUCUACCGGAAACCGACGUACAACAUCUACAGGGAGGACAUUGUCUUCCGGGACCGCGUCAACACGUUUCACGGGCUUGACAACUAUAAGCUCAUCUUCUGGGCGCUGCGCUUCCACGGCAAGAUUUUCUUCAAGGCCAUCUGGGUCGACAUCCAACGCAUCUGGCAGCCCAAUGACAAGGUCAUCAUGGUGCGGUGGACUGUGCGUGGAGUUCCGCGCGUGCCGUGGGAGGCGCAGGGCCACUUUGACGGGACCUCCGAGUACAAGCUUGAUAAGGACGGCAAGAUUUACGAGCACAAAGUGGACAACGUCAUCAUGAGUCAGCCCCCGUCUUACCAACCAAUCAGCGUCAUGGAUCUUGUGCGGGCUGCCGGCGGCCGCCCCACGCCUAGUUUCUUCAGUGGCUGCGAGUCUCAAGACAGCACCAGCCUUGUACAGCCCAACAACAAUUGGAGCCUGGCCCUUGUCUCAGAGUGGGAAAGGAUCGCUUUCAACUUCAAGCGCGCCAGCUGGGUGCGCUUCUACUGGGCGCUGAAAGGCACCCUAGCCAUCAACGGGGCGUAUCCCGCUGGAUUGUAAAGUAUGCUGGUCUGCAAGCGUCGGUCGUGUUGGGGGCCUCUAGGUAGCUCGGGUUUGCCCAUGACCAACUGUGUAUAAUAAGGUGUGGGCAAUGCCCCCACCAGAGCGGGUGUAGAAAGGGUCACGUUGUUGAGAUGCACCUAGAAUUGGCCUAGCACAGUCUGGUUUUGACCUUUAUCUUUCCAUGUUCAACUUUGGAUUGAGGCGACACUCGACGCUCAACUUGCAAAACUUACCGUUCAAAUUUAUGGCGGCUCGGUUUACUUUACA